Messenger RNA from Gadus chalcogrammus (walleye pollock), 1143 nucleotides. It is a transcript of the gene npy8ar, whose product is annotated as neuropeptide Y receptor Y8a. NCBI's taxonomy places the organism in Eukaryota, Metazoa, Chordata, Actinopteri, Gadiformes, Gadidae. The annotation marks the transcript as partial. Gene Ontology annotation, biological process: G protein-coupled receptor signaling pathway. Gene Ontology annotation, molecular function: neuropeptide binding; neuropeptide Y receptor activity. The record is from RefSeq and is a predicted model, not a curated record. Gene Ontology annotation, cellular component: neuron projection; plasma membrane. The transcript has 4 exons.
GCCGCCGCCGCCGCCGCCUCUGAUUGGACAGAGAACACCAUGUGCCCGCCUUCGGUGGGCGGAGCCACCUUCCUGAUCGUGGCCUACAGCACGGUGAUUGCCGUGGGGCUGCUGGGCAACGCGGGCCUGGUGUUCAUCAUCGCCAGGCAACAGGAGCUGCGCAACGUCACCAACAUCCUGAUCGCCAACCUGUCGUGCUCGGACAUCCUCAUGUGUCUGGUGUGCCUGCCCGUCACGGUCAUCUACACCCUCAUGGACCACUGGGUGCUGGGCGAGGCCCUGUGCAAGGUGACCCCCUUCGUCCAGUGCAUGUCGGUGACCGUGUCCAUCUUCUCCAUGGUGCUCAUCUCCCUGGAGCGCCACCAGCUGAUCCUGCACCCCACCGGGUGGUCCCCGGCCGCAGGCCACUCCUACCUGGCCGUGGGCCUCACCUGGCUGGUGGCCUGCUUCAUCUCCCUGCCCUUCCUCUCCUUCAACAUCCUCACCGACUCCCCACUGCACAACGCCAGUCUGCCCACCAACCCCUUCAGGGACCACCUGAUCUGCAUGGAGCUGUGGCCCACCGAGAAACACCGUCUGGCCUACACCACAUCCCUACUCCUCUUCCAGUACUGCCUCCCCCUGCUCCUGGUGCUCUACUGCUACCUCCGCAUCUUCCUGCGCCUCCGACGACGCAGGGACACGAUGGAGCGCAGCCGGAAGACCCAGGGGGCGCGGCGCAUCAACGCCAUGCUGGCCGCCAUCGUGGCCGCCUUCGCGCUGUGCUGGCUGCCGCUGACGGUCUUCAACACGCUGUUCGACUGGAACCACCAGGCGCUGCCCGCCUGCCAGCACGACGCCGUCUUCUCCGCCUGCCACCUGACCGCCAUGGCGUCCACGUGCGUCAACCCCGUGGUCUACGGCUUCCUCAACAGCAACUUCCAGAAGGAGCUGAAGAGCACGCUGCAGCGCUGCCAGUGUGCGCAGCGGCGCGCCGUGCCGGAGAGUUACGAGAGCUUCCCGCUGUCCACGGUGGGCAGCGAGUGUCCGACCAAGGGCACCUCGCUGCACCGGAUGGGCUCGGUGCUCAGCUCCCUGCCGCGGCACGAGACCACACCCCCCGCCACCAGCGGCGGCAACGGGGGGGGCCGCAGCGACGACUAG